UUUCCACUUUUUACAUCGUCACCGAGAGAGAGAAGACGGCGGCGGUGUGCUGUGAAACCUCCUCUCUCAGUCUCAUUUUCCCACCGCCACAACUCCGAUCACUCUCAAUUCGCUCUGUUUCUGCUGCAGCAACUGGGAGAGAGAUUUUGCCGAUGAAGGAAAGAGUAAAAGUGAGAAUCGAGAAACAAGUGAAAGAAAGGAGCAGUGACACUCGCGCUUCACCGGCGAUGAACUCGGCGGAUCAAAGAAUCAAACCGGAGAGGGGCAGGAAGAUAGUGUCUUUCGCCUCGAAUUUGAUGAUUCUGGCCAAUAAAGCGUUGGAGGAAGAUGAGUCUUUGCCGGCGGGAAUUAAGGAAGACACAUAUGAACAAGCUGUCUCUAAGGGAAAGCGAGAGCUGUUGAUGCAACCAACAAGAGCUAAAUCAACUCUCAGCGUAAGUCACAGAGCAGCCAAGGCUCUUAAAGAAGCUAGAUUGAACAAAGGUCUUGAAUUGUACAAAAUCUAUAAGAGGAAGAAAAGAGCCAACGAGUCUGGUCGUCUUGGUGGUGGUUGCACUAGGUUUCGUAGGACCAACUUGUCUGGUACUCUUCAGCAGCUGUCUUUUGAAGAUUUAGUGGUUCUGGCCAACGCAGCAGAGGAGUAUAUGCCUGCUGCUGCUACAGUUGAGCAAGAUACAUGUAAGCAGAGCGAAUCUGGCGAGAUUGAUUCUGAAGAGAUGCAGAGAAACCGAGAGUUGAUGCAACAAAAGGGUGAAGCAGCACCAGUGAAGAUUGUUGAACAAGUUAAACCAACCAGAGAUUCUUCUGAUGGUUUUCGAAUAGACAGAUUGUUUGAGAAGAAGUAUGUCCGGAGGAUACGAGUUAAGAACAAGGAGCUGUUGAAAUCUGCAUCAGUUGGAGUGGUUGCAGGAACUUCUAAUCUUGUCAACUACAAGUUGUGUGGACGCAAACCAUCAAGCUUAACUAAUGUGGAUGCAGUAGAGAGAGGGAAAGGGUUGGUGUACAACAACGGCGAAACUCUGUCAAAAUCUGAACUAGUCUGUUGUACCGGGAUAAAAAGCAAGACAAGGAGCAGAGAUGAGACAGAAGCAACCGCAGCUGCAGUUUCGAAAAAGCAGUUGCAUUGUCUUGAUUCAGCAUGGGAACAGGGAUAUCCCAAGAGAAAACGCAGCCAACUGAUAAUAAGAAAACCCAAGGAACGGAAGAAGAACUUGAACAAGAGCAGAGAAGGAAAGAAACAAGCUUGUGACGAAAUUGACACUUGCGACAAUUCUGGACAAGAAGCUGAGGCAGAGGAUGAGGAGGAAGACGUAUCUGAUGCAUCUAACUCGUCUAGUUGCAACUUGUGUAGUAGUUUCAUCUUCGAUGUUCAAUGGAGCAACAAAAGGAAGAGAAAUUGCAUGAAAUUAGUGGAAGCACAGAGCAACUUCGUGAUCCUUCUUAUUGCUGUUGAAGCAAUCACACAUCAGUUGCGUCUCUUAGACAUUAGCAUGUAGCUAGGAAGCUCGAAAACGUAGUCCUCUUGUUUUGUAUCUAGUCUUAGUACUUAAGAUCUACUAAUAUAUAACCUUUUUAUGUAAAUCAAAUCUGAGCUAUAUGAUUGAAAAUUUAAC
Molecule: messenger RNA, 1613 nt
Organism: Camelina sativa (false flax)
Lineage: Eukaryota; Viridiplantae; Streptophyta; Magnoliopsida; Brassicales; Brassicaceae
Source: RefSeq, a predicted model, not a curated record